AAUGCCUCCAAAGAAACAGCAUCAUAAAACUUAGUCUUCUGACAUCUCUGCCUAAGCAAUAAUCAAUUUUCUCUCAAAUAGAGAUUCAUAGAAUGGUAGGUAAUCUCCAACCAAAUAACUUGAUUUGUUAAAAAUGAAGACCUAAACCCAUUAAAGUCCAUAACCAGUUAAAGUAACUUAGUAAUAAUAAACUUUGCUUUAAAACAUGAUGAGACAAAGCUAAAGGAAAUUGCAAUAACCUGAAACAACAAAAUCAAGAAUUGGCCUUAUGUCUCCAAAGGUUUUGAGUCAAAUCCAUAUGAAAACAUAGCCGCAUUCUCACUAGAACUCAUAAGUUAACUUAAAAGAGUCUAUGCAAUAAUUAAUGUCAAUUCCACAUUCAGCUACAAGUAAAGUGGUUAGCAAAGAAAAAAAACUUAUAGAAGAAUUGCUAGCUAAAACUAAGAAUUCUAAAUAGCAAUAAUUCUUUCCAAAGAGCCCAUCUAUUGAAUAAAAAUUUUAAACACAUUCUGGAUCAUAACCGCUCAUUUUUUUAGAGAAGUUUAAACCAACUACUGCUAGGUAUAAAUUUAUUUUAUUAUUAACAGAAAAUAGGAAAUGAUGACAAUUGUGCUUUAAUAUAAAAACUUCCGUUAAAAAUAUGCAAUAGACAUAUCUAUGAAUAAAAUUUAAUGGUUAAUUGAUUUUGUUAAGCAAGAACUUGGAAUACCUAUUUAAGGGAUUAGAACUACUGGAAUUUCUAUACCUGUAGAUUUUAUUCUAUCUAAACCUGAUAAACCUUUAAGUUUGUUAUCAGGAUUUCCAAUUUAACCUUUAUAAAUAGAACCAAUUAUUCUGAAUCCUAAUGAACCAAAAGCAGCUAGAGUCACUCUUAAAGAUUUUGAAUUUAUAAGGUGCAUUGGAAUGGGUGGGUUUUCGAAAGUAUAUAUGGUUAGAGAAAUACACACAGGAUAAUUUUAUGCGAUGAAAUUGAUAGAAAAAAAGCCUAUUUUAUAAUAAAAUAAAUAAUAAAUUAUUCAACAAGAAAGGGAUAUAAUGUCAAAUUUGGAUCAUCCAUUUAUUGUUGGUUUAUAAUAUGCAUUUGAAUCACGAAAAUAUUUAGUUUUUGUAUUAGAAUAUUGUUUUGGAGGAGAAUUAUUUUAUUUAUUAAGAAAGGUAAAGAUAAAUCAACAUAACUAUAGGUAAAAAGAAUGAACGAAUAAGAAGCAUUUUUUUACUUUGCUGAGAUUUGUCUUGGAAUGAAAAACCUCCAUGAUAAUAAUAUAAUUUAUAGAGAUAUCAAACCAGAAAAUAUUCUAAUCGAUUUUGAUGGACAUGUUCGUAUUGCUGAUUUUGGAUUAUCAAAACCAGGCAUGGUUGAUCAAGAAGUGGCUUACUCUUUUUGUGGUAGUCCAGAAUACAUGGCACCUGAAAUGCUCUUAAAAUCAGGCCACACUAUUUAGUUAGAUUUAUACUGUCUAGGAGCACUUCUGUAUGAAUUAGUUACAGGAUUACCUCCAUUCUAUUCUAGAAACACAGAUGAAAUAUACUAAAGAAUAUUGAAUGCUAAACUUACUUUUCCAUAAAAUUUAUCUGCAUCCAUUAAAGAUCUUUUGAAUGGUUUGUUGGCAAAGAAUCCCAAAAAAAGAAUCGAAAGCAUUGAUACUAUACUAAGGCAUCCAUGGAUGAUUCAAUGGGGAGAUAAAAACCUUUACAAAGACUUAUUGUCAAAAAAGAUAGAGCCCCCCUUCAAACCAGAUUGUUUUGCUUUUAAUUUUGAUGAAGAGGAGUUUGGGAAAGGUGAAGCAGAAUUUCUUUAAUAUAUUAAACCACUUUAAUAAAAUGUAAUGGAGAACUAUCCUAAGGAUAUAAUCUUGAAAAAUUUUUAUUAUAAUUGUAUGUAAGAAAGCACUGGUGGAACCAUGCAAAGGUGAUAUAAUUUACAAUCCUUGAUAUAGCAAUAUUUNUAGAGAAGUUUAAACCAACUACUGCUAGGUAUAAAUUUAUUUUAUUAUUAACAGAAAAUAGGAAAUGAUGACAAUUGUGCUUUAAUAUAAAAACUUCCGUUAAAAAUAUGCAAUAGACAUAUCUAUGAAUAAAAUUUAAUGGUUAAUUGAUUUUGUUAAGCAAGAACUUGGAAUACCUAUUUAAGGGAUUAGAACUACUGGAAUUUCUAUACCUGUAGAUUUUAUUCUAUCUAAACCUGAUAAACCUUUAAGUUUGUUAUCAGGAUUUCCAAUUUAACCUUUAUAAAUAGAACCAAUUAUUCUGAAUCCUAAUGAACCAAAAGCAGCUAGAGUCACUCUUAAAGAUUUUGAAUUUAUAAGGUGCAUUGGAAUGGGUGGGUUUUCGAAAGUAUAUAUGGUUAGAGAAAUACACACAGGAUAAUUUUAUGCGAUGAAAUUGAUAGAAAAAAAGCCUAUUUUAUAAUAAAAUAAAUAAUAAAUUAUUCAACAAGAAAGGGAUAUAAUGUCAAAUUUGGAUCAUCCAUUUAUUGUUGGUUUAUAAUAUGCAUUUGAAUCACGAAAAUAUUUAGUUUUUGUAUUAGAAUAUUGUUUUGGAGGAGAAUUAUUUUAUUUAUUAAGAAAGGUAAAGAUAAAUCAACAUAACUAUAGGUAAAAAGAAUGAACGAAUAAGAAGCAUUUUUUUACUUUGCUGAGAUUUGUCUUGGAAUGAAAAACCUCCAUGAUAAUAAUAUAAUUUAUAGAGAUAUCAAACCAGAAAAUAUUCUAAUCGAUUUUGAUGGACAUGUUCGUAUUGCUGAUUUUGGAUUAUCAAAACCAGGCAUGGUUGAUCAAGAAGUGGCUUACUCUUUUUGUGGUAGUCCAGAAUACAUGGCACCUGAAAUGCUCUUAAAAUCAGGCCACACUAUUUAGUUAGAUUUAUACUGUCUAGGAGCACUUCUGUAUGAAUUAGUUACAGGAUUACCUCCAUUCUAUUCUAGAAACACAGAUGAAAUAUACUAAAGAAUAUUGAAUGCUAAACUUACUUUUCCAUAAAAUUUAUCUGCAUCCAUUAAAGAUCUUUUGAAUGGUUUGUUGGCAAAGAAUCCCAAAAAAAGAAUCGAAAGCAUUGAUACUAUACUAAGGCAUCCAUGGAUGAUUCAAUGGGGAGAUAAAAACCUUUACAAAGACUUAUUGUCAAAAAAGAUAGAGCCCCCCUUCAAACCAGAUUGUUUUGCCUUUAAUUUUGAUGAAGAGGAGUUUGGGAAAGGUGAAGCAGAAUUUCUUUAAUAUAUUAAACCACUUUAAUAAAAUGUAAUGGAGAACUAUCCUAAGGAUAUAAUCUUGAAAAAUUUUUAUUAUAAUUGUAUGUAAGAAAGCACUGGUGGAACCAUGCAAAGGUGAUAUAAUUUAC
Paramecium octaurelia is the source of this 3336-nucleotide messenger RNA. The record is from the annotation of a GenBank genome assembly. NCBI's taxonomy places the organism in Eukaryota, Ciliophora, Oligohymenophorea, Peniculida, Parameciidae.